Molecule: messenger RNA, 883 nt
Organism: Ziziphus jujuba (common jujube)
Lineage: Eukaryota; Viridiplantae; Streptophyta; Magnoliopsida; Rosales; Rhamnaceae
Exons: 4
Coding region: 66-590 (174 amino acids)
Source: RefSeq, a predicted model, not a curated record
CUCAUAUCCUUUUUUUUCCAUGUUAAUUUCACUCCAUUGUUUCUGUUCCAAAUCAAAGAUCAAAUAUGGAGAAGAAGAAGAAUAAGGUAUUUCUUGGAGUACAAAAGAAAAGACCCACUAAGCCAAACAAAAACAAGUUGCUCAACAAAGUCUUGGACUAUCUCAUGUCUAACUCUUACUUGUUUGCUCCUCUCAUUUCUUCCUCACCCAACUCUGCUCUUUCUUCUGCUACAGCAGUGAAACAGAAACAAACCGCUAAAGAAAAAUGUAAUAAGAGGUUUCUCAAAAAGGUUGAGGAAUAUCUCAAGUCUGAUUCUUACAUGUAUGCUUCCUUGGUUUUUCCUCCCCAACCUCAAUCUAUCAGAGAUCACUCAAAUGGAUCUCUACAGUACUGUAGGAGCACUGCGAUGGAAGUUCCAAUAAGAACAUCAAUUUUGAGAGACAACCAAUUGACAAAUGAGAUAGCGCCGAGCCAAGCCUCCAAGGAUCAUACUCCUUCAAAAAUUAUCUUGGAUAAGCAUUCUUUGGUGCACAAGGAAACAGUCAAGCACAUGAUUUGCCAGAAUUGCGGAUCUUCAUCAAGAGGGUAAAGGAUGCUCAGCUCACAGCUUAGGAAGUUUUGCUGACUCAACUGAUACGCCAUACAUGAAACAGUUCAGUAACUAUGAAUCACAGGUUCCAUCAUAUGGUCAUAAUGUUGUGAAUUUGGUUAGGGUUCUUACUGUAGGUAUUAUCUCCUGUAUGCUUUUAGAUAAAAUAAUUAGUGUAACUAUAUCAGGUUUCUCGCUGGUUCACAAAUUUUAUGUUAAAAGAGUUCUCUGUUGAAUAAGUUAAAAAGCAGUACAAAUUUACACAAUGAGCAAUGCAAUUAUUUACUAUGCAA